GUGUAUAGAAGGCAAACAACUGAGUGUUCUGACUGACGCUUCUAGGGCUUCAUAUUUCAGAGAAGGCUUAAGAGAAGAGAGAUGUUCAAUGUGUGCUAAGAAACUUAUAUUUUCUGUUGGUGAUUAAGCCAGGAAAGAAGGGAAGAAAAACAGUGUUUUCUAUACAGGAGCCAACUAAGAGAUCUCUGGAGUUCCAUAUUUCACAUCUGACAUGAUGAUUAAAUUAUUCAGUAUCACUUUGGCUGCUAUUCCAAUCAGUGUGCUAACUUUGUCUUAUCAAGACAUCUCUCAGAAGCCUGGAGGAAAUGUGAUCAAUACAGAGAGAGAAGAAAAAUUUUCAUGGAAAGAUACACUUUUAAUAGUGCUUGGAGCUGGAUUAUUCAUAAUAAUUGUACUUUUCUAUUGUUGCAUAAAAAAAUACAAAAAACAGGGUUUUCAACAGAGGCACUCAGAAAGAACUCCAGUGAAAAUAGAAAAACUCAGGAAGGAAAAUGCACAACUCAUGAGAGAAAAUGAACGAUUCACAAAAGAAAAUGAACAACUCAAGAAGGAAAUUGAGAGGAAGAAGGCUCAAUUCAAGUCUGCAUGGAGGGAAAUACCAUUAUAUGCUGACUGGAGGAAAGAAGAGUUCCAGACUGUAAAUCUGACUCUGGAUUCAGCCACUGCCCAUCCUGCGCUCUUUCUGUCUGAAGAGGGGAGAAGAGUAACCUGGCAAGAACCAUGUCAGGAACUUCCCAGGUGCUCACAGAGAUUUGUCUCCCUUCCCUGUGUGCUUGGUCAGCUGCAUGUCAGCUCAGGGAGAUACUUCUGGGAGGUGGAGGUUCAGAACGCACAUUCCUGGGACCUGGGAGUUUGUAGGAAUAAUGUAGCAAGGAAUGGGAGGGUCACAAUGUCACCACAGAAUGGUUUCUGGGCCAUUAGGCUCUAUGACGGGGAGUACUGGGGCCUCACAUCCCCAGAAACUUCUCUUACUCUAAAAGAAAAACCCUGUAGUGUGGGAGUAUUCCUGGAUUAUGAGGCUGGAGAUGUAUCUUUCUAUAACAUGACAGAUGGAUCCCACAUAUUCACAUUUUCCAACCAAAAAUUUUAUGGUGUCCUAAGACCACUUUUUAGACUUUGGUCCUCUGACUCAGGCCCUCUGAUCAUUGUCCAGAUGGAGGAGAACACAAUGAUGCUGUAAUUCAUAUGCCUAACCUUCCACAAUGAUUACAAUUCUCCCCACUUGACACAAAUUUAUACUUUUCUUCCUCCUUUACUCAUUUAUCCUAAGUUGAAGCUCUGAUACACAGACUGAUGGUUGUCUCCCAUAUUACUUCUCCCUUUCUUCUAAGUUAUAGGUCCCUCUUCUUAUCACUCUGCCUAUGACAGCCUAGCACAAAGAUUAGAUUUCCUGGCAUCCCCAGCUGAAUGUGACUAAAUUAUGACCAGUGCAUUUUAAAUGAAUUAUCCUGUAUGACUCUUUGGGAAAGACCCUGAUCCUGGGAAAAAUUGAGGGCAGAAGGCAAUGAGGUUGACAGAGGAUGAGGUCGUUGGAUGGC
Messenger RNA from Cervus elaphus (red deer), 1538 nucleotides. RefSeq names its product butyrophilin subfamily 1 member A1-like. The record is from RefSeq and is a predicted model, not a curated record. Bases 212 to 1180 code for a protein of 322 amino acids. Gene Ontology annotation, molecular function: protein binding. The transcript has 14 exons. Lineage: Eukaryota; Metazoa; Chordata; Mammalia; Artiodactyla; Cervidae.